Aspergillus costaricaensis CBS 115574 is the source of this 945-nucleotide messenger RNA. RefSeq names its product DNA-directed RNA polymerase III subunit RPC25. Gene Ontology annotation, cellular component: RNA polymerase III complex. Lineage: Eukaryota; Fungi; Ascomycota; Eurotiomycetes; Eurotiales; Aspergillaceae. The coding region runs from base 190 to 771 and encodes 193 amino acids. The transcript is spliced from 7 exons. The record is from RefSeq and is a predicted model, not a curated record. Gene Ontology annotation, biological process: DNA-templated transcription; transcription initiation at RNA polymerase III promoter.
GGACAAUUGAACUAGCUUUUUUCUAAUAUGGGAUUGAGUCCCGACCACUUGAAUACUCCCACCCGAAUGCUUGCCUUGGAAUAGAAAGAAAGAAAGAGAAGAAUCUAUUAUCUCCGUCGUCCUUAUCUUUUUUCUUCUUCUUCUUCCCCGCCGGCCGUUUGAGCGCUACGUCAAGCGACUCGAUUCAUCAUGUUCAUUCUUACUACGAUCUCUGAUCUGAUCCAGAUCUCCCCGGAGGAUUUCUCCAAAUAUAGCGCUGUGGCUCUCGAAGAUAACAUCAACGAGAAGUAUGCCAACAAAGUCAUUCAAAAAAUCGGCCUAUGUAUUGGUUUCUAUGACCUGCUAGAGUCUUCAGAUGGUCUGAUUGGCCAUGGUACUGGACUUGUUAAUGUAAAUGUCAAAUUCCGUCUGAUUGUCUUCCGCCCGUUCAAGGGCGAGAUCAUGCUUGGGAAGAUCUCAAGUGCGACAGAACAUGGCAUCAAGGUUGCCGUGGAAUUCUUCAACGACAUCCUCGUGCCCCCUGAUCUACUCCUGGAUGGCGCCAGAUUUGACUACGCGGAUCAAGUCUGGAUCUGGGAGAACGAAGAUGGUUCUACGUUCUACUUUGAUGUUGGUGAAGUUGUUCGAUUCCGCGUUGAGAUGGAAGAAUGGCACGACCAGAUCCCGAAUGCGCCGGAUCUAGGAGAUGCCGCCGCCAUCGAGCGGAAACCCCCAUAUUCGAUUAUAGGAUCCAUGCAAAUGGCUGGAUUGGGUCCGAUUUCAUGGUGGUGAUUGAUGAUUUGCUUUGUUUUGGAGAGGAAGAAUACGAGAGCUUCCCGUGGAUGGGAUUGCAUUGUACACUACUACUACUACUUACAUACAGUGGGUUCAAAAGAAAAGGAAAAAGUAAAUGGGAGGAAUUGGAUAUACCACGUUGGGAUGGAUGUUGCAGAGGGGAGAAGAUCG